AUGCCGAAGAGAACGUUUAUCUUCGAGACGACCGCAGGAUCUCCGGUCUUCUACCUUCCUGUUCCCAUUUCCAACCUGUCUGACUACGAAAACGUCGAAUUUCACUUCCGCAACACUGGUGGCAACCCUACCUUCUAUAUUGGACCAGCUGAAGUCGCUCUAAAUGACAAAGACGCCGUAGACUAUACGACAGUGAUUCGCGCUGUGACUAAAGCAAGAAGUGAGGCCAAAGAAUUCAGACUGGCCGAAGGAGUUCAGGUCAAGAUCGAAGACCGCACCCCUCAUAUUUCGAGGAACAAGGGGAAGCAACGAGAAGAUCAACCUACGAAGUACUCAGCGGAAGAGCUUCGUGCUUUUUCUCGAGGGGCAUUUACUACUGUUGCAGCAUAUGCACAACAAUACGAGGACCAUCGCCAAGACUUUGCCGUCUCUUGUCAACCAUCCCUUCCAGCCACCAGAGUCCUCACCGACGCGGAGAACACGAUAUGCCGUGAGUUAUGGGAAGCUCUCCUGCGUCUGGACCGCAUUUUUAGUGGUCCCUUGCGAGAUGUAGCGGCUCUACAAAGCCGUCAGGACGAAAUGUUUGAGGCAGCUGUGAAGCGUCUCCAUGGUCAGGGACAAGAAGAAUUACGACGGCGAACGCCUUUGCGUUCAGCAGCGAACCAAUCCACCCCCUCUAACCGAGAAGUAGUCACCGACUGGAUUAAAUCUUCCGCGCACCCUUCAUCACUGCGAUCUCGUGCUAUUAAAGAGAAUGUGGGCCAAACAACAGCAAAACGGAAACGACCCACAGACGCAGUGGAAGUUGACAAUUCUUCUAAUAAGAGAGUGCGAGAGGAUUCUGUCGUCUCUACUGCUUCAUCAACAGUCUUCAAAGACGGCCUUCGUCAUAAAACGAAGGAGACCUUUUCCCCGCUCGGCCACCGUUAUCUGGCUCUGAUACCACAAAAUCCUCUUCCUUCUGGGCAAAUACUAACAACGGAGGAGCGCGACUGGAUUCUCAAUCAGCGCGAUCUCUCGCGUGCCCCAGACUUCUGGCGUCCAGUGGAAUGGCUGGCACUCGGCGCUCGCAUGUUUGAAGUUGCCCUAAACAGGGCAGACAUUCGCCCGCUUUAUCACGGCGUUCUACUCGCUGCAUGGGAUCGGAAAGAGUGGCGGUGGCCGGGUCACGAGACUCUGGGUGGGGAUGCGACCUGGGCAGAGUGGAUACGGGGUCCCGAGGUAAGCAGUUCGUCUGUGAGACUAUAUCUACGCUACGUGCGUCUGGGAAAUAGCGGUCUGAAAGUGUCCAAGAUCAUCCUUGGAUGCAUGACCUAUGGCACACCCGAGUGGCAAUCUUGGGUCUUGGGCGAGGAGGAGGGAAUUCAGCAUAUCAAGGAAGCGUAUGAGAACGGCAUCCAAACAUUCGACACCAGCAAUGUCUACAGCAACGGGGCCUCCGAGCGGAUUCUGGGCAAGGCCAUCCGUCAGCUGAACAUCCCCCGCGAGGAAGUAGUUGUCAUGACCAAAGUGUACUUCGUCGUUGGCCGCGCGCCGUCUGUCACUUUCCUUGGUGGGAGCGCGGCUGAUCCGGACAACGAAGGCUACGUCAAUCAGCAUGGCUUAUCGCGGAAGCACAUCUUCGAUUCCGUCAAGGCCAGUUUGGAACGCCUGCAGUUGGACUACAUCGAUCUCCUUCAGUGUCAUCGUUUCGACUAUGACACUCCAAUCGAGGAGACGAUGCAAGCUCUCCAUGAUGUAGUCAAGGCAGGAUAUGUGCGCUACAUUGGCAUGUCGUCGUGCUAUGCCUGGCAGUUCCAUGCAAUGCAGAAUUAUGCAAUCCAGAACAAGCUCACCCCCUUCAUCUCUAUGCAGAAUCACUACAGUCUCGCCUAUCGCGAAGAAGAGCGAGAGAUGUUCCCAACGCUCAAAUAUUUCAAAGUUGGUUCCAUCCCGUGGUCCCCUCCCGGUCGUGGUCUCUUGACUCGUCCGUUGUCUGAGCAAAGUAAACGCGGCGCAGUUGACCGGAUGAUUGGCUCGUACCACAGCGAAGCCACUACGCAGAUCGUGCAGAGACUCGAGGAAGUGAGCAAGAAGAAAGGCCAUAGCAUGGCCCAGAUUGCUCUGGCAUGGGUCAUGGCAAAAGACGGCGUUUCCGCUCCCAUCAUCGGCACUACGUCUCUGGACAACCUAAAAGAACACAUCGCUGCGGUGGAUAUCACGCUCACCGAGGAGGAAUUGAAAUAUCUGGAAGAACCGUAUCAGCCAACUAAGAUUAUCGGGCAUACCUAA
Mycena indigotica is the source of this 2271-nucleotide messenger RNA. Its product is annotated as Aldo-ket-red domain-containing protein. The record is from RefSeq and is a predicted model, not a curated record. The coding region runs from base 1 to 2271 and encodes 756 amino acids. The transcript has 16 exons. Lineage: Eukaryota; Fungi; Basidiomycota; Agaricomycetes; Agaricales; Mycenaceae.